CUAGCUUGGUGUUUCAUUUUUGUUUUUAUCCAAAUUGUUCAGAGAUUUCGGAAUAAUCGAUUAACAUUUUUCCCCUGGAUUUCUGUCUUCGUUUGCUUCUUAACCUGUGGCUUUUGCAUUUGAUUCUGAGAAAUUUCAGUUACGAAAAUGAAUCUAAGGAACGUGAAAGUUCCAAAUGUUCCAGGUGGUGGUGCUGCCUCUGCGCUGCUGAAGCUGGGAAUUGUUGGUGGGAUUGGCUUGUAUGCAGCUGCUAACAGUCUCUACAAUGUUGAAGGAGGGCACCGAGCUAUUGUUUUCAACCGUAUAGUCGGUGUCAAGGACAAGGUCUAUCCUGAAGGGACACACUUUAUAAUUCCAUGGUUUGAGAGGCCGGUCAUCUAUGAUGUCCGUGCACGACCACAUCUAGUUGAGAGUACAACAGGGAGUCAUGAUCUCCAGAUGGUGAAAAUUGGGCUUCGAGUCCUUACUCGUCCUCUGCCAAGUCAUUUACCUACUAUUUAUCGGACCCUUGGAGAGAAUUAUAAUGAAAGAGUUUUACCUUCAAUUAUACAUGAAACUUUGAAAGCUGUGGUUGCCCAGUACAAUGCCAGCCAGCUUAUCACUCAGCGAGAGGCUGUUAGUAGGGAAAUCCGGAAGAUUCUGACUGAGAGGGCAGCUAAUUUCAAUAUUGCCCUUGAUGAUGUGUCAAUUACUAGUCUGACCUUUGGCAAGGAGUUUACUGCUGCAAUUGAAGCCAAGCAAGUGGCUGCGCAAGAAGCUGAGAGGGCUAAAUUUGUUGUGGAAAAAGCUGAGCAAGACAAGAGAAGUGCUGUAAUUAGGGCACAGGGUGAGGCAAAAAGUGCCCAAUUGAUCGGGCAAGCUAUCGCCAACAAUCCAGCUUUUAUCACACUGAGGAAGAUAGAAGCAGCAAGAGAGAUUGCACAUACCAUAUCUAAUGCAGCAAACAAGGUUUACCUGAAUUCAGAUGAUCUGUUGCUGAAUCUUCAGGAGAUGAAUUUGGAGCCAAGCAGAAAGUGAGCCUGUUUGUGAUUCUCUUUAGUUUUUAAAUAUGAAAACAUUCAAUUUCAGGAUGUAUGUUUUUUCAAAAGUCGUGCAGUUGGCUUGACCAAAUAACUGAAUGGUAGCCUUUUUAAAUCUUUGGUAAAGGGAUUAUUUGAGAUCCAAAAACAUUUUUAAUGUUACAUAAAAUGGAAUAGCUUCAGCUAUUGAGUCGGCAU
Messenger RNA from Gastrolobium bilobum, 1217 nucleotides. Its product is annotated as prohibitin-1, mitochondrial. The record is from RefSeq and is a predicted model, not a curated record. Gene Ontology annotation, cellular component: membrane; mitochondrion. The transcript has 6 exons. Bases 148 to 1017 code for a protein of 289 amino acids. Gene Ontology annotation, biological process: mitochondrion organization. Lineage: Eukaryota; Viridiplantae; Streptophyta; Magnoliopsida; Fabales; Fabaceae.